GCGGAGCAGUUGGCUACAGUUGUUGCAACUUUUUUCGAAAGCUGCGUUUCCCGGGAGAUCCUAAGCGGUGACAGACCGGGGUCAUGGCUAGAGGCCCUGUACCUGUCAAGUACAGACCACCUGGGGUUGUCACUUUCUAGUUCUGUGGCCUUGGGCAAGCCUCUGCACCUCCCUUGAGACUCGGUUUCCACACCUUAAACGGGUUGGCUGGAGGACCUGGCCCCAUGGGCUUACGGGAAGGAUUAAAUGCCCACAAAAAUGCUUCGUGAGCCUGGGCUCGGGCACACCGCUGACUGCGUCUGGCACGGACGGGUCUCCCAAAAUAUCCGUGAGCCAGCGAGCGAAGCUGCCGGGCAGGCAGAAAGCCUGCGCUGUCAUUCUCCGGUUACCCACCCCUUCCUCCGCGAGUGGCUGAGGACACACGCGAGGGGGCGCGCCCGAGUCAGGAUUCGUCAUGGCCGCGCGGCCCGCCCUGCCUCCCUCCCCCGGAGCCUCGCAGCGCCGCCCCCGCCAGCCCCUCCCUGCACCCAGAGUCGGACGGUGGGCGGUGGCAAGCGGGCAGACAGCGGAGGAAGUGCCGCCAGCGCCUCCCUCCCUGCGUCCUCGAUCCCAGGCCGGCAGGGGCUGCCUCGGCGCGCGGGUGCCGGGCCCUGCCUCGCAGGCCAUGGGGGAAGGGGGCGCCGUGGGGCGCCGCCGGCCCUUCCCCGGGGCGCCGCGGCGGCGCUGGUGGCGGCGGCGACAGCAGCAGCAACAGUGGCAACGGGAGCGGUGGUGGCCGGGCCGCAGCGAGGGCGCCGGGCGAGCCGCCAUGGGCCUGGCCGGGCUGCAGGCAGGAAGAUGUCCAAGCCCCAUGCGGUGGAGGUGGCGGCGGCGGCGGCGGCAGCGACGGCCCCGGGCCCGGAGAUUGUGGAGCGGAGGGGCCCGGGGAGGCCCCGCACCAACGGGGAGAACGUGUUUGCCGGGCAGUCCAAGAUCUACGCCUACAUGAGCCCGAACAAAUGCUCUGGAAUGCGCUCCCCCCUUCAGGAGGAGAACUCGGUCGCACAUCACGAAGUCAGAUGCCAGGGGAAGCCAUGUGCCGGCAUCUACAGGAAACGGGAAGAGAAGAGAACCACGGGGAACGCCCUCCGAAGCACCAUGAAGUCCGAGGAACUAAAGAUCAAAGACGCCAGGAGAGGCCCCCUGGCACCUUUUCCAAACCAAAAAUCUGAAGCAGCAGAACCUCCAAAAACUCCGACCUCGCCUUGUGAUUCCCCCAACGCAGCCAUCGCCAAGCCGGCCGUGAAGAAGCAGGGCAAGGGCAAGCAGGCCCCUCGGAAAAAAGCUCAAGGAAGGACGCAGCAGAACCGCAAACUCACGGAUUUCUACCCCGUGCGGAGGAGCUCCAGGAAGAGCAAAGCAGAGCUGCAGUCUGAAGAAAGGAGAAGAAUAGACAAACUGAUCGAAAGUGGGAAGGAAGAAGGAAUGAAGAUUGACCUCAUCGAUGGCAAAGGCAGGGGCGUGAUCGCCACCAAGCAGUUCUCCCGGGGCGAGUUCGUGGUGGAAUACCACGGGGACCUCAUCGAGAUCACCGACGCCAGGAAGCGAGAGGCUCUGUAUGCACAGGACCCUUCCACCGGCUGCUACAUGUACUAUUUCCAGUACUUGAGCAAAACCUACUGCGUGGACGCCACCCGGGAGACGAACCGCCUGGGCAGACUGAUCAACCACAGCAAAUGCGGGAACUGCCAAACCAAGCUGCACGACAUCGACGGCGUGCCUCACCUCAUCCUCAUCGCCUCCCGCGACAUCGAGGCCGGGGAGGAGCUCCUGUACGACUACGGGGACCGGAGCCGGGCCUCCAUCGAAGCCUACCCCUGGCUGAAGCAUUGACGCCCCUCCCCCUCUCUGCCGUGGACAGAGUGCCCUCAAAGGGAGGUGACUUUUUUUUUUUUACACACUUAAUCUUAGCAGAUUACUUCAGAUGUUUUUAAAAAGUAUAUUAAGAUGCCUUUUCACCGUAGUAUUUAAAUAUCUGUUACAGGUUUCCAAGGUGGACUUGAACAGAUGGCCUUAUAUUACCAAAACUUUUCUAUUCUAGUUGUUUUUGUACCUUUUUUGCAUACAAGUCGGAUGUCCGUGCUUCCCGUGCAUGCAAGCCAGAGACUCGGCGCAGGUGUCCGAGGAGAGAGGCGGACACGGGCUAGGAAGCUGGUGGCGCCCCCACCUCCGGCCACAGGGCCAGGGGCUCUUCCCCGCGCCCCGAAGUCCGCGCGCAGGCGGCCGGGAUGUAAGCUCUUGUUCUUCUGACAUCUUGCCAGGUGCACAUGGGAGUGUAUGGAUAUUUUUUAAAAGGGUUUCGCAGUAAGUUAGUCUUCCCCUCUGCUUUCUCGAAAGCUUGCUGCCCCGGUGGCCCCUGGGCACGGGCCGGGCCUGGGUUUACUCCUCCACGGGCUGCCGCUGGGCGGGCACCUGGGAGCGCCAGGGCGGCCGUCGAAGGAGGUGUGGGCAGGGAAAAGCAUUGCUUAGCUGGCCCUGCCAGGGCAGGGCUUCCCAAAACUGGGGCGAUUCUUUAUAGAAAUGUGAACACUGAAUUUAUUUUAGAAAAAUAAUAAAAAUUUAAAAAACAAAAAAGAUUUAAAAAAAGAAAAAAACCACAGAAAACAACUUACAUGUACAUAGGUCUUAAAAGUGAGUGGAGUGGCUGCAUUUUUUUCCUUUUCCUUUUGGUUUGGUUUUUUGUUUGUUUUUGUAGAGGAGAUUUGAGAUGGUACUCUAUUCUAAUCAAAAAUAAAGUUUUGUAGUGGGACCAGAAAUUACUUAUCCAGUACCCCCCACCCCACCUGCCCCUCUCCCACGCGAGCAGAUUCUGCUGGGUCGAAAGUUCCAGACCUGCUGUCAGGCUGCUGCGCAGGUUGGCCCCCAGGGAUCAAGGCUAAGGGUGCAGUGUUCACCUUGACUGUGAUGGCAGGAGGCGUGAACGGGCAGCUUCCUCCUCCCCCACGAAGGGGGACCGGUUCUCACUCUGUUAACCUGCGGUCCAGGGUCUGGGCCCUGGGGCCGUGACCUGGGGUCUCCUGGCGCCCCCUUGGACCUGGGUAACUGUGAAUGGAGACAGGUGUGAGAACUUGUCCUCAAGCUCAACGCCCUCCAGCCCUGCCCCCCACCCACGCCCCCCCAGCCUCACGACGGUGCUACCUAAGGAGUCUUCCCCCAGCCCACACUUGCCUGGUCAGCGGUCAGCCAAUCGGAGGAGGAUCCGACAGAGUGUGUCAAUGUGAGAUAGAAUGUCUUGGUUGUACCUGUUUGUGGUUUAGCUUUGUAUUUAAAAAAGGAAAUAAACUUGAAAAUUAUUUGUCAUCAUAAAAAUGAAACAGAAAUUAAAAUAUUUAUUGCCAGGCAA
Molecule: messenger RNA, 3382 nt
Organism: Artibeus jamaicensis (Jamaican fruit-eating bat)
Lineage: Eukaryota; Metazoa; Chordata; Mammalia; Chiroptera; Phyllostomidae
Gene: KMT5A
Product: lysine methyltransferase 5A
Exons: 9
Coding region: 247-1872 (541 amino acids)
Molecular function (GO): protein binding; histone H4K20 methyltransferase activity
Source: RefSeq, a predicted model, not a curated record